UCUGGCAAGCAGCCAAGGCCCGUUAAACAAAUUCAGCCCGCGCUUGGGUCACAUCACCUCUGUCACGGUCACGAGCAGUCACAUUGCGCUCGACACGUUUGCAUUGUGCAAGACAGAACCAAGUCCGCAACCCAUCACUGCGAGCGGAACGAUGCUCACACUCGGAACAAUUCUUUACGUUUCGCUCCUUCUAAUUAAUGCAAUGGCAGUCCUCAGUGAGGACCGAUUCCUUGCGAAAAUCGGCUGGUCCUCUGUUCAGAACCCUAACGCUGGUUUUCAGCCACCAUACGAUCAAUCAGGGUACGGAUAUACCCAGCAACAAGAUGCUGGUGUCAAAGUCCGAUUAAUCAACCUCAUUAGUGCUGUGCGGACCCUCAUGCGUAGACUGAAUCUUGUCAUAAUUGUGUACGAGCUAAUUCUUGGUGGCUGAGUGGUAUUUACGUACGUGAACUGACGUGGAUCAUGAGAUUAAUG
Suillus subaureus is the source of this 474-nucleotide messenger RNA. Its product is annotated as ER-to-golgi transport membrane protein. The record is from RefSeq and is a predicted model, not a curated record. NCBI's taxonomy places the organism in Eukaryota, Fungi, Basidiomycota, Agaricomycetes, Boletales, Suillaceae. Gene Ontology annotation, biological process: endoplasmic reticulum to Golgi vesicle-mediated transport. The transcript has 3 exons. Gene Ontology annotation, cellular component: Golgi membrane; COPII-coated ER to Golgi transport vesicle; endoplasmic reticulum membrane. The coding region runs from base 152 to 430 and encodes 92 amino acids.